UUUCAAGUUGAGAGUUUCGCAUCAUUUGCAAACCCAGCUUAGCAGUCGUGGUGCGCGUUCCAAUCGCAAAACAAUUGUGCAUAAACAAAAGCAUAAACCAGCAGCAGCAGCAACAACAACAACAACAACAACCGCAACUGGGCGAGCAAAACAAGUUUUGCUUCGCCGCCAGCCAUACACCCACUUUAUAGUAUAUAGUAUAUGUACUAUAUAUAGAAAAUCGUUAAACAGCGACUGUGACGAUGGCUUUUGGUGCAAAGUGCGCAAUUGCUGCCGUCGCCGUAUUUGCGCUUCUGCUGACGCAUGAGGGGGUUGUGGAUGCCCGCCGUAACCAGGGCAGCAACCAGCGCAAAAGCUCAUCCAGCAGCAACUCCGGCCAUGUGACUCAGCCCAGCUACAACACCAACAACAACAACAACAAUGGAGGCAGCAACUCCCACGCCGAUGUGGCCAAAUUGAGCUAUCCCAAUUACAACUCGCAGCCGAAUCGUCCGGCCAGUAAUCCGGCCAAUAGCCCGCCCGCCGCUGGCUGGAAUGUACCACAGGGCCCACCGCCCGCCUACUCCGCCUCGAAUCCGGCGGGUGGCAGCCAUACCAACAUGCAUGAGCCCCCACCGGCCUAUCAUGCACCCAACUAUGGCGCCGCACCCGGCGCAAAUGUACACCAGCCGAUAACAGCAACGCAGAAUCAUGGACAGCAAUAUGCUGGCGCCCAACCCGCUGGCGCUUAUAAUCCAGCUGGCAAUUAUAUGCCAGGAGGCGGCUAUCAACCGGGUGGCAGCUACUAUCCAGGACAGGGCGGCUAUCAUCCGGCUGCAGCACCGCCACCAGGCGCCACAUACUAUCAGGCUGGCUCAGCUCUACCGCCGGGCGCCACCUACUACGCCCAGCCGCCGCAACAAUCUUCCUCCGGCCUGGGCUUCGGCACCGGCCUGAUCGCGGGUGGCCUCGGCGGCGCUUUACUUGGUCAUGCGCUGACACCAUCGGGCGGUUCCUCGCAGCCAGCGGCUGCUGCACCAGCUGCAGCUGGUGGACAGGAUCGCAUCAUUAUUAUCAACAAUGGUGUGCCGGUGAAUGCCAGCGAUGGCACCACUGUCAUCAAUGCUGCUCCAGUGAAUGGCACCCAAAUGGCUGCCGAUGCUGCGCCCGCACAGCUGGCACCAUUUUCGCCCGAAGGCGUCAACAUGACCAUGGCCAAUGGCACCGAUGCGUCUGGAGCAGCAGCAGCACCAGCCGCGCCGGGCAACAUUAUAUGCGUGCCGCACAAGGUCAACGAAACGGAUCCGGCCGACAGCAGCAAAAUGAUUGAAGUGGAGAAAAUUGCUUGUUAUCCGGCUCCACCGCCGCCAGCCGCCGCACCCGGCGCUGAGCCCGUACCGUUGGCACCUAUGGCACCGCCCAUGGCCACCAGCCAGGCGCCACCAGCCAUGCUGGCACCCGACCAGGCAGCCGUGCGCUCCAAUACCAGCGCUGGCAAUCAGCUGCAGGCCGCCUGGCCCCUGCUGGCCGCCCUCUUGGGCGGUCUGCUGCUGCGCUUUGCGGCUGCCGCCGGCAACUAGAAACGUCGCGAAUGUUUCCAAUUAUUGCUUUGCACCAUUUACUCGCGCCAGGCCACACAGCUAAAAUAAUCAAAACCCAAGCAACGCCCCCAACAAGCUCGCAUCUGCAGCGUAUUUUUGUAUUAUUCAUUUUUUCCUGUUUGAAAAUUAUGCAUUGUUAACUAGUAUUUGUCCGUAGAGUAUUCCUAAAUUCUUAUUUCUAAUUUGUAGAUAACUUUGCUUGAUUAUUAGUCGCUGAUCAAUUAUGGUGUCGAUGACGAUGAGGCAGCUAAUCCCGCCAGCUGCGAUAUAUCAAAACUGUGAAUCUCGUAAAAAUGUUAAAUGUUAUUGCUUCUAGCAUAGAAAAGCCGCGAACAUUCCCUUUUAAAGGGAGCUAAUGCACCUUCCCCCCCAAUCCAACUCGAUUCCUCUCGAGCACUUUUUAAAAGACAUCUCUCAGUGUAUAACGUAUAUAGUGUGUAGUAAUUGUUGCCUAAGUAUUAUGAAGAUGCUUUAAAUCAGUUGCAAUAUAUUUGUAGGCACUUUUUGUAUUUGCUUCUUGUAUGUUGUUUAUUGUCUCGUUUUGUUUAAAUAAUUGUUUGUUUUCUAUGUUUUUUUGUCAAUUGAUUCAAUAAAAGCUUUAACAUCACGCCGCACUCCAAGCUCCAA
This is a messenger RNA of Drosophila novamexicana, 2207 nucleotides long. RefSeq names its product CCR4-NOT transcription complex subunit 3. The coding region runs from base 243 to 1559 and encodes 438 amino acids. The transcript is spliced from 3 exons. The record is from RefSeq and is a predicted model, not a curated record. NCBI's taxonomy places the organism in Eukaryota, Metazoa, Arthropoda, Insecta, Diptera, Drosophilidae.